CGAGACCAAAUAAUACAUCAUCUAAAGCCUCGAGCUGCGAGAAGGAAGAGAAGGACAAAGAAGUGGAAUGGCUGUCCUUGGUUUUGGGAAGCAUAAUCUAUCCUAGGAAUUAUUACCACUAAUAUGUCAGCUAUGGCUAUGAUUGGAACUGAGACUUCUCGGGACGUUUGCCCUUCGGAUCAGGGGCCUGGGAUGGAACUCUGUGAGAUUGACUUAUCCCUAAAGAAGCACGUGUUCCUCAAUCUACGAGGGAAAGUCCAAGUCCACGUGAAUGGAUCCGUGGUGGUGACAGGGACACCCUUAUUUCAUGAGGAUGAGAUCCAACUGGGGAAAAGUAAUCCCUUGUAUGUCUUAAAUCUACCUAACCAUAGGAGGACGGGCGUUCUUCGAAAUCCCCCAAAUAAUUCCACGUAUUAUAAACACAGAGCAACGGGGCAAUCUGAAGAAGCUUCCGUGGAAGGUUCCCAAGAUCAGAAGGUCAUUUUCCUGUCCGGGGCCGGCUUAGAUCUAAACAGAAGUGCAGACCGCAACAAUAUGUCUUUAUAUUUCAAUAUUCCAGAGACCCUGUCCAAAGUGGGGCUGAUCCAGGGGGGAGGGGUCACUUUUCAGCAGAAAACGGCAGCAAGAAGGGAAGAAAACGGAGAGAAACUGGGAGUCUUCUUCUGGGACUCUGACACAGACAUCAACUGGCUCACACAUGAAGUUGCUGAUAGGAUGAUCAGUUCCAUGUUCUGUCUGGCCCUGUCAUGGGUUGGAGACCAAGUCUGGAGAUCUGUGGCCUCAAGGUGCACUAUGAUAAUCUUCUGCCAUUCCAUGAGGUCAGGGAAAUCUUUGUAUGACCUGAAGAUGUACCUGGACCACCUCCUGGAGUCACAUGGAGCUGAAAACAUAAUAAUGGUCAUUGGAGACCUGGAGGAUUUGAUGUGUGAGAAAGGGAUGAGGGCCCUGUGGAGACAGAGCCGCUUCUCAGCCAUUCAACUGCUUCUCUUCUCGGAGAUGGAAAUGAAUUUACUCUGCCCCCUCAGACUCCGCCAACUGAUGGAAACCUGCCGGGUGGAGGCAAAACUGAGCCAAAUCCGAUGCAUCUUACUUCAGCUGAUUUCAGAAAUGAAUUCCACAUCAUCCCGACACAUUUUCAAGUCACAUAAAAAACACGUCAUUGGAAUCUUCUCCAAGUCAGCCAGCAAGUGUUUUUCCUGGCUGAAGACAAUCUUGUCAUCUGCUGAGAACUUCAGGGAUUUGGUGAAGGAGGUCCUGCAAUUCCAGCUGGUCGCCAUCGACAAGAAGCUCACCGGAACGAUUUCCAAGUGUACGCUUGCCAUCUUGUAUCACACUAAGGAACAAGGGAGUGUUAAAAUGACUGACGUGUCCGGAUCGAUCUACAACGAGGAGCUUCAAUGUCUAUCCACUAUCCUCGGGAGGGACAACGUGAUUGUAGUGCUGGACGAUAUGGAUGAAAGCCGUUCGGCAGAGAAAAUGAGGAUCCUCAAGGAACAACCGAGUAUUGAUAGACUGGCCCGGGAUCUGUUCCUCUUUGGUAUCAAAGAAAAAUCAGAACAUGUGACAAACAAAACCUCUAAAGACUUCAGAGAGGGGGAAACAAUGCAGCAAAAGAUUAAGCCAUUCAAUGAUCGGAUAAAGAUAAGAGGACCUCGUCAUUCAAGAAACAAGGACAAGAAGACAGAAACUGUUCCAAAUGAGGUUAAAGAUGAUCGGCCUGAAUCUGAAGACAAGACAGAUUUCGAGGAAACACAACAACCUCCUCCUCCUGCAGAAGAAGAAGGAUUUGGCGACCACUCGUCCCCAUUGCACGUGGCAUUAGUGGAAGCCGAGAGGUUGAGGUUGAACGGAAAUAAUGUGGAGAGCGGAUUUCAAGACCUUACAGCUAACCCCAAAAAACAUCUCACAAGAGUGGACCGGCCUGAAUCUGAUAAGGAAGAAUUAAUGCUCGAUGCUCUGACUUUUCCUGGAACACGGCAAAAACAGAUGUCCAAGAAGCAAGUUGUUGGGAUUUUCUCCAGGUCUCCUCAGAGGGAUUAUUAUUGGUUACGGGACCUUCUGAAGUCCGGGGCACUGCUGAGUUACGUGGAGGAGGUCAAAGACGGAUACAUCCUGGAGUGUGACGGGAGACCGUUCCGGCGGGUGGCCUCAGAGUGUACAUUUGGAGUCUUGUAUCACAGCAAGAGGAACGGGAGAGCGCACAUCACCGAUGUCCCGGGGUCUCUGUAUGACAGCCAUCUCAAUCACCUCUCCGCCCGGCUCGGGAAGAAGAAUGUCCUUGUGGUGAUCGAUGACGUGGAGAACCCGAGCGAGGAGGAAAAGGCCCGGAUCCUGGAGAAACAGCCCAGCCUCAGGAAACUGACCGCAGGUGUUCUCCUCUUCAGCCGGGAGAAGACGGAGAUACACACUAAAUAAUUCCAUAGAGAGAGAGCAACAACUGACAUACUGAACUGAUGUCUCUCUCUCUCUCUCUCUUCCUCCUCCUCCUCCAUCUUCCUCCCUCUCUCCAUCUCCCUCCCCCUCAU
Molecule: messenger RNA, 2525 nt
Organism: Rana temporaria (common frog)
Lineage: Eukaryota; Metazoa; Chordata; Amphibia; Anura; Ranidae
Exons: 11
Coding region: 124-2415 (763 amino acids)
Source: RefSeq, a predicted model, not a curated record